Messenger RNA from Psylliodes chrysocephalus, 773 nucleotides. NCBI's taxonomy places the organism in Eukaryota, Metazoa, Arthropoda, Insecta, Coleoptera, Chrysomelidae. The record is from the annotation of a GenBank genome assembly.
AUGUAUCUUAAAUUAUAUUUUUUUCUUUUAGUGUGCACAUCCCUUUGGAUAUUUGUUGUCACAAUGAAUACAAAAAUUCGACCAAUCAAGAAAAAGUUUAUUCCCAGACAGAAUACUUUAUGUCCACCUAAUGAACCAUGUGAUAAAACACCAGGUUACCCACUAAGAGCUAUUACUGCAUUACUCAAAAGAAAUAAGAAAAAAAUCGAAUUCCUAUCCGGGACAGCAAUGCAACCGUUGAACGAAGCUACAUUUCGAAGUCCAGAAGACCCAGAGAAUCUUUGCAAAACGAGGAGAUACUCAGUAGCACCUAAAACGGCUCCAGAUAUCCAAAAUAAUACGAAAUUUAUUGUUAACGUGGAAGGUUUUAAGCAACUGGUUACAUAUGAAAAUUGCAUGAGAGAGAAAGACGGCUCCGAAAAAGCUUGUACUGGAUAUGAAUUUUGGCCAAACGACUUCAAAACCACCUGCAGACAAGCGCAUACCGUCAUCAGAAUGCUGAGUCUAACUUACUCUGGAAAAAUGGAUUACGCAUAUUUUCCUAUCCCAAGUGGUUGCUACUGUGCGUACACUAAACUGAACAAAUUUGAUUACGAUUGAAACGAAGAUAAGACUAAUAUUAAAAAAAUAACGAAAAAAGGAAUAAGACUUGUUAAUUUUCGUGUAAUUAUAUUGACAAAAAUUGGGAAAUCUACUUUUUUUUUUGAGAAAUUGCGCAUUUUUAAAGGUCUUAAAAACGUAUUUAGAGGUCUUGCUAUGUAAUGAUUUUUUUU